Molecule: messenger RNA, 537 nt
Organism: Sclerotinia sclerotiorum 1980 UF-70
Lineage: Eukaryota; Fungi; Ascomycota; Leotiomycetes; Helotiales; Sclerotiniaceae
Exons: 3
Coding region: 1-537 (178 amino acids)
Cellular component (GO): membrane; endomembrane system
Source: RefSeq, a predicted model, not a curated record
AUGGAUUAUGUUGAGAAGAGGAUGGCUGCUGAAGCCCAAAGACCUGCUGGUGCAGAAGUCGCCAGUCUAGCCACACCACUCAAUCUCCUCCUCCUCAGUCUCGCCGCCCUCGUAACCUACAUGUCCUUCCGUCCCAAAAAAGCAAUUCCCAUCCCUGCCGCCCCGGCUCCAAUCGUCUUCCGUACCUUUACACCUCCCGAACUCGUCCCCUUUUCCGGUCUGAACAAUACACCCGUCUAUCUCGCCGUUCGCGGUCGCGUAUUCGAUGUUAGUAAUGGAAGAAACUUUUACGGACCAGGAGGACCAUAUGAGAAUUUUGCAGGAAGAGAUGCAAGUCGUGGAUUGGCGAAGGGGAGUUUUGAUGCGGAAAUGUUGACGGAGGAUUUACAGGCUGAGUUGGAUGAUUUGAAGGAUUUGGAUGCGGAGGAGUUGGAGGCGUUGAGGGGUUGGGAGGAGAGGUUUGAGGAGAAGUAUUUGGUGGUUGGGAGGUUGAUUAGUUGUGCUCAGAAGGAGAGGGAGGAGAAGGAGAAGGCUUAA